UAGUUUAUAAUUCUGCGCGUCGGUUUUUACCCAGACUUAAGUAUACCUCACGACCUAACGUUUUCUACUUAAAUAGUGUUGUGCUGCGUUAAGGUUCACAUCACCAAUUCUUUUAUUCUUUAUCAAAAAGAAAAUUUAAGUUUUUUUUUACAAAUACACCAAAAAGAAAUAAAAUGAAAUUAAUUAUUUUAUGUUUAAUUCUAGGGUUACUUCACAAUGCUGAAAUGGCUUAUUUAGAUGUAAAUACAUUUUUUGGAGUUAAUGGAAACUUAACCCAAAUAUCUUGGUCACAUGCUGUUAAUACUCGAAUGUUAUUAAAUCAAGCUUUAAGUUCCAAUAUAAAAAUGAUAGAAGCUGACGUCGUUAUUGGUACUGUAAAUGGAACGAACUUUACAAAUAUUCCUAUUAUGGCUCAUCCUCCCGCAAACACUUCAGAUUUAUCGUUGAAAGAUUUCUUAGAAACAAUACACGCACAUAAUAUACAAAACAUUACAAAUGGCAAUAAAAAGGGUGUUAAAUUAGAUUUUAAAUCUAUAGAAGCUUUAGAAACAGCUGUUCCUAUUAUGGAUAGUUUGUAUAAUAAUAUGACUUAUCCUCUGUGGAUAAACUCAGAUAUUUUAGCUGGUCCAAAAGAAGCAACAGCAAUACCGGUUGAUCCAAUUCGUUUUUUUAAAGCGACAAAAUCAUUUAAAAAUUCAACGUUAUCCGUUGGUUGGACGACAAAUUACGGUCCAAGUAUUACCACAGCUUACACCAAAGAACAUGUAACAACAAUGUUAUCCACCAUAAAAAAUAACAACGUGACUCAACGGAUUACUUAUCCGGUUCGAGCAGGAAUCGCUGCUUCCAGUGUUGAUCAAUUAAGUGAUUUGGUAUCCCAAGGCGACUCUACUUUAACCAUUUGGUCGAGUGAAGGAGAUCCUGUAAAUGUACAAAAUUUGAGAAGUUUGAUCAAAAAGGUUGGAGUAAAGAAAACGUUUAUUGAUGUUCCUGCUAGCCUCGAAAAAGAUUUGAAUUUGGGUGGUUUAGGAGCUGCGGGAUCGUUAACUCCUUCGUUUAUGGGGCUUGUAUCAAUUUUAGGUUUAUUUUUAGUUUUAUAAAAUAUUAAGAAAUAUUUGGAUUAUGUAUUCUAAAAUUAAUGCCUUUUUGCUGUAUUUUUAAAUAAAUAAUUUACAGAAUUUAAAUUAUAGGUUUAUUUCGAUUGAAAACUAAUAUAAUGAAA
Molecule: messenger RNA, 1222 nt
Organism: Onthophagus taurus
Lineage: Eukaryota; Metazoa; Arthropoda; Insecta; Coleoptera; Scarabaeidae
Product: protein FAM151A
Source: RefSeq, a predicted model, not a curated record